Colletotrichum phormii is the source of this 1287-nucleotide messenger RNA. RefSeq names its product cytochrome P450 monooxygenase. The transcript has 4 exons. The record is from RefSeq and is a predicted model, not a curated record. Lineage: Eukaryota; Fungi; Ascomycota; Sordariomycetes; Glomerellales; Glomerellaceae. Bases 1 to 1008 code for a protein of 335 amino acids. Gene Ontology annotation, molecular function: heme binding; oxidoreductase activity, acting on paired donors, with incorporation or reduction of molecular oxygen; monooxygenase activity.
AUGGAUGCCUCCAAGUGGUUCGAGUGGACGACUUUUGACAUUAUUGGAGAUCUUGCCUUUGGCGAACCUUUUGGAUGUCUUCAAAACUCCGCCUCGCAUCCGUGGGUAGAAAGCUUCUUCGCGUCGAUGAAGAUCAUCCCUUGGAUUCAAGCCAUCAGUGACUUCCCUCUCUUCUCCGUGCUGAAUCCUCUUUACUUCCUCCUCUUGAUCCCCAAGGAUGUGCUGAAGAAGCGGCAUCUAAGCCAGGUUAUGGCUGAGGAGAACCUCAAGAAACGGCUCGCCAUAGGAGGGGACCGACCAGACUUUGAUCAAGCGUUGGUUAAAAGCGGCGAGAAGCACGAAAUGUCCCCGAUCGAGAUGAGGGACAACAUGAUCCUCCUCACCACAGCUGGCUCCGAGACAACCGCGACGACCCUCGCAGCAACGACAUACUUCCUCGGCAACCACCCCGAGGUCCUCGCAAAGCUGAACGCCGAAGUCCGCUCAGCAUUCAAGAGCGAGCAGGACAUUGAUGUCAACAGCGUCCAGAGCCUCCCUUACAUGCUCGCUAUUCUUAAGGAGUCUAUGCGGGUUUAUCCUGCUGUCGCCAUUGCCUUGUUGCGUCAGACGCCUCCGAGCGGCGCACAGAUUGCCGGUGACUGGACGACUGUAGGUAUCUGGCAGUAUGCCGCGUAUCACGAUCCGUCCAAGUUUCUUCAUCCGGAUUCGUUUAUCCCCGAGCGAUGGCUGGAUGACAAGCGUUUCGAUGACGAUCAGAAGAACUUGCAUCAGCCGUUUUCUUACGGCCCGCGGAACUGCCUGGGCAUGAACCUUGCGUUUGCUGAGAUGAGAUUGAUUCUUGCCCGCAUCAUCUGGAACUUCGACCUGGAAUUGGCGCCAGAGAGUAAAUCUUGGGCCGAAAGUCAAAAAGUUUUCUUCUUCUGGGACAAGCCUCCCUUGUGGGUGUACUUCAAACCCGCAAAGAUUGAUGAACUAGCUGGUAGCUUCGAUCGAAACAUCACACGGUGAUCAAAUAAGUGUCAGACGCAAGGGAUGGGGUUCAUGAACAAUGCCGACAUAGAUGACAGUAGAUUCAGGAAGAGUGUGGUAUUGUAUUCCAGAUGGAUCAUCUCCGCGCUUCAAGUAUGCGCGGGGCAAACCUUGAGUCUGCGUUAAAAGUGAAGCUUUUCCUGCGGGAGGCCGACAAGAGAAGCAUUCCAGUGACGUACACCACUUUCCCGGGCCUGAGAUAAUUGCGUCAACGGAAGAAUUUGGCAUUAAAUAUCUUCUGUAUAUCACGUACUUGGU